GUCGCCCGGCUUCCGCGCCCCUGGUUUGCACGUUUGCUGACGACGGGGAAACUUUCGCAGUUUGUUACCAAGUCCACCAAUGUCAUCCCCCCGAGACCAGAGUAUGAAGCGCUGACUAGUUUACGGUAUUGUGAAUUCGGCAGUUCAGGGACUAUGCACGACUCCCUCCCCUCACCCGGAUGAUCAGAGGGUUUAUGGCGGCUUUAGACAACAAUGAUUGAGCAAUCCCAUUUGCCGUUGUGCCCCUCCUGAUGGUCACCCCCUCAUUUGACCCCAAAGAACAACCUCCUGCCGUGUACAAAUUCAAGUAUGGGGAGGUGAUUCUUCAACAUGUUGAGCUUCACCAAGAGACAGUAACCGCUUCUAGCGUCUCGACCGCCGUCAUGUUGCCUUCUCUCCUCUUUACCAGCACCGCCCUGGCUUUGCCAGUUCUGGGCCAAACUCCCUGCACCCGAGACUUCCUGAAGGCUGCAACGGCAGAAUACCUGGAUGCACUCACUGCUGGAGAGCCGACCUUCUCGACACUAUCGAGCGAUGUCGACUACUACGAGAACGACGCUCUUGUGAACAUCACCACAGGGGUCCUGUCGCAAGGCAUCAAGAUCGACUUCAACCUCAGCAUCUACGACACCACCCAAUGCGCCUCAUACACCGAAAUCGUCGCCACCACAGAACACCCCUACGUCAUUGGCACAAGGCUUGCUUUCACCGACAGCAAGGUUACACACAUCGACUCAAUCGUGUGUGACACAGGCGACUGGCUGUUCAACGCGACUGGGUCCCUGAUCUACAAUCGACAGGAAAGCUGGGCCCCUGUCCCAGUGGAAAGGCGUGAAUCUCGGGAGGCUCUCAAAGCAGCGGGAGACGCGUACAUCGAUGCAUGGGGCAACCAUACCGUCAAGCCUGUUUUUGCCAAGAACUGCGCCCGUCUUGAGGGAGGUUUCUACAUCACCAGCAACUGCCUCCUCAACUUCCCGCCCCCGUUCAAUGUCAGCAAUCAGCGGUACACAAUUGACGAGGAAUUGGGCGCGGUGGAUAUCUUCCAUCUGUUCCCUUUUCUCGACGCUGCUAUCCCGAGACAUCCGGGCACGCAGACGAACAACUUGAUCAGGGUGGAGUCGGGGGAGAUUCGGUAUAUUCACGAGAAUACUGUUUGCUCGACCAGGAACUGUGGAAGAUGAGUUGGAGAUAAAUAACAAAUCGAAUACUG
Messenger RNA from Podospora bellae-mahoneyi, 1210 nucleotides. RefSeq lists its product as uncharacterized. The transcript has 3 exons. The coding region runs from base 252 to 1181 and encodes 309 amino acids. The record is from RefSeq and is a predicted model, not a curated record. Lineage: Eukaryota; Fungi; Ascomycota; Sordariomycetes; Sordariales; Podosporaceae.